This is a messenger RNA of Phoenix dactylifera (date palm), 2020 nucleotides long. NCBI's taxonomy places the organism in Eukaryota, Viridiplantae, Streptophyta, Magnoliopsida, Arecales, Arecaceae. The record is from RefSeq and is a predicted model, not a curated record.
AAAUAAAAUAAAAUUUCAGUAUAUGCUGUUGUGGAAGAGAGAUAAAACGAAUAGAUUAUUUCGAGUUGAAUCAAGAGAUAAAAAUUUAAUUGUUCAAAAUUCAAAUAAUCAAAUGGAAGAUAAUGGUAGUAAUCAGGGAGAUAAUGAAUUUCAAGAUGACUUACCUAUUAGAACGCUUUGUGAUUAUCUACAACCCACUAGGACCAGUACCCAAUUUGUAGAAAUGAUGUGUAAUGGUGAAUUCAUGAGUAAGGAACCAAAUGAAGCCUGGGAUUAUUUUGAUCUUUUAGCAGAAAAUGCACAAGCUUGGGAUACAACAGAUAAAAAUGAAAAAUCUAAAAUAGCACCUAAUGCAAAAGGAGGAAUAUAUCUUAUUAAAGAUGAUAAUGAUGUCAAUGUAAAAAUUGCUAAUCUGACUAGGAAGGAUUGUCCUACAAUCCCUGCUUUUCAAGAAGUGCUGCAUGAUCAAGCAAAUUUCACCAAUACUUAUAAAAGACCAUUUCCAGAAACAUAUAAUCCUAAUUGGCGAAACCAUCCUAACUUUAGUUGGAGACAUGGACCCACUGCCAAUGAAUCUCAAGAAAAUUCUGUUCCUACUCCUUAUGUGCCACCACAUAGGAAAUCCCUUGAAGAUACUUUGCAAACUUUCAUGCAAGGGCAGACUCAAAUAAAUCAGAAUACAAUGCAAUCACUCCAAGAACUUAAAAAUUCUGUAGGUAGAAUUGAGGCUCAACUAAAUGUUAGGGGAAAAGGGACAUUUCCAGCCCAACCUCAAUCUAACCCAAAGGGUCAACAUGAGGUCCAUGAAGCAAGUUCAUCCCAACAUAAAUAUGAGCAAGUUAAGUCUGUCACAACCCUUCGUAGUGGAAAAUUGCCCACACGCAACAAUAGUCCUCUACCAUCUAGUGUUCAAGCACCUAAACUUGAGCUAAAACCUUUGCCAUCUGAGCUCAAGUACGCAUACCUUGGUCACGAAGAGACUUUUCCUGUGAUCAUAUCAUCCCAAUUCGAACAAAAUGGCUAUUCCGGUUACAACCAAAUUGCAAUUGAUCUUGAAGAUCAGGAAAAGACCACUUUUACAUGUCCUUUUGGCACAUUUGCUUACAAGAGAAUGCCAUUUGGGUUAUGUAAUGCUCCUGCAACCUUCCAAAGAUGCAUGCUCAGUAUUUUCUCUGACAUGGUUGAGCGCUUUUUGGAAGUCUUUAUGGAUGAUUUUUCGGUUUUCGGCUCCUCUUUUGAAAACUGUGUGAACCAUUUAAGGCUAGUCUUAAACACUGACCACGCUGCCCUUAAGUACCUUCUUUCAAAAAAGGAUGCUAAGGCGCGUUUAGCUUGCGGUGGUCAUUUCUCUACUAAGAAAACGGCUGCAAAAAUUUUACAGUGCGGUUUCUAUUGGUCCACCUUGUUCAAAGAUUCCCAUAACUUUUGCAAAGCUUGCGAGCGUUGUCAAAAGUUAGGUGGGAUAACUUGUAGGAAUAUGAUGCCCCUCAAUCCAAUUUUAAUUAUCAAAAUAUUUGAUUGUUGGGGAAUAGAUUUUAUGGAUCCAUUUCCUCCUUCAUUCGGAAAUUUGUACAUUUUAGUAGCUGUAGAUUAUGUCUCCAAAUGGAUUGAGGCAAUUCCUUGCAAGCAUAAUGACCAUAAAACUGUUUUAAAAUUUUUAAAAGAAAACAUUCUUUCCAGAUUUGGAACGCCUCGAGCCAUCAUCAGUGAUGGGGGUUCACACUUCUGUAAUAAGCCUUUUGAGGCUUUAAUGCGAAAAUAUGGGAUCACCCAUAAAGUCGCCACCCCUUAUCAUCCACAAACAAGUGGACAAGUUGAAGUAUCCAAUCGAUCAAUUAAGAAUAUUCUGGAAAAAACGGUUAACCAAAAUCGCAAAGACUGGUCUUUGCGUUUAACUGAUAUUAACCAGAGAAGUGCCAAAGCUUGUGAGAAAACAUCACGAGUAACAUUUUCUCAUAAAAGCAAACAAGACAAACAUGCUAGUGAGAGUGGCAUUCUCAAUCAAAUAGCUGUUGUAUGA